AUGUUUAGCUGUGGUGGAAUGCGGCUGCAGGGGACGGCGUGUGUGUCGCCCACCCCCGGCGCGUAUGUUCUCGACGGCUGCGUGUUGAGCGGCGGGGCGGCGGUGUGCGUCUCCGCGGCGGACGACUCCCUGCGGCUUUUCGACGCCGCCACCGCCGCCGCGCUGUGGGCCUGCGCCGGGCACUUCACCGCCGCCGUGCGGGACGUGGCUGCCGGCGGGCCCGCCGCUCCGUCGCUGCUCCUCGCCGCGCAGGCCGACGCGGGGGUUCUCGUCGCCGACACCCGCCAGCAGCAGCCGGUCGUUUUUCUCGACGAGUUCACCGCGUCGGGGGCGCCGGGCGGAAGUGUCGCCAUCGCGCCGAGUGCGCGCAGCGUCGCCGUCGCCGUGGGCGGAGAUGUGCAUUUUGUAGACACCCGCACGUGGUGCAGCACACACUGCAUUCCGCGUAUGCACAUGGAUGAGAUCACACGCGUGCGGUUUCUCAAUGAUGAGGUGUACUGCUCAGCAGGGGAAGAUCAGAUGAUUAACUUCAUUCACGCCGAUCCACGUGUGCCGGAUGCGGAUAUACUUAUUCACGCCCUCAACUCUGGUGAAGUAGUGACAAAGAUGACAACACACACACAAUUAGAUCUUCUCACACUUGUAGGAUCCUGCGAAAACGCAUACAUCGCACCGCUUAACCUUGACACAGGUGACGUUGUGCGCCACGCGAGGCCUGAUCCCGCCGCCUAUCUCGUAGACUCUUGUGUACUCAGAGGUGAACUCUAUCAUGUCUGGGGAUCACGUGAUGAGGAGGGCAAUCCCGGUCCCAUUAGCAUUGUCAACGCCUACAACCCAACACGUGUCGUGCCGCUUCCACAACUGCACACUGAAAUUUGUCGCGUGGCCCUCAGUACUGGUGACUGUUUCAUCACAGGCGGUGAAGAUAAUAUAGUGGCAUUUUGGCGUGCCUCAACUGCGGAUAAUGAUCCGGAUGCCGCUGCCGCUGCCGCUGCUGUUGUUAAUGGCGCCCCACAACAUAAGGGAAUGGUGCCUCGACCCACUGCGAAGAGGUCGCUGCGAUCUAUACCGUACGCCAAGUGA
Molecule: messenger RNA, 1083 nt
Organism: Trypanosoma theileri
Lineage: Eukaryota; Euglenozoa; Kinetoplastea; Trypanosomatida; Trypanosomatidae
Exons: 1
Coding region: 1-1083 (360 amino acids)
Molecular function (GO): protein binding
Source: RefSeq, a predicted model, not a curated record